AUGGCAGACAAGGGGACAGAGACAGGAGUAGCAGCCAUGGCAGCCUGCUACCAGAGAUUUGAUCCUGCAGCGUAUCUGCAGUAUAACUACACUCCACCACGGGCUGAUUUUGAGAGAAAGGACAGCAUUGUGCCGUGGAAGCUGGCCUGCCUGCAUCGAGCUUUCACUGAAGGUGACGUAGGAGGUGAACUACUGGUGGACAUCGGCUCAGGUCCCACCCUGUACCAGGUGCUGAGUGGCUGUGAGGUUUUUAACCAGGUCCUCCUCACAGACUUCCUGGAGGUCAACAGGCAGGAGCUGAGGCACUGGCUCCAGGAUGAGGGGGGCUGCAGCCUGGACUGGACUCCAUACCUGCAGCACGUCUGCAAGCUGGAGGGACGACGGCCUUCAGCAUGGACAGAGAAGGCUGCCAAACUCCGCCAGGUCAUCACUGACAUCCUCCCCAUCGAUGUGCACCGCCCUCAGCCUCUGUCCACCGAUGCCCUCCCUUCAGAGGGGGCUGACUGUCUUGUGUCCUGCUUCUGCCUCGAGAGUGUCAGCCCGGACCUGCCUGCCUUCAACCGGGCCCUGGGUCACAUCGGGAAGCUCCUGCGGCCUGGUGGCCACCUUCUGCUCAUCGGGGCUCUGGGAGAGAGCUACUACUUUGGGGGGCCUGGGGUGAAGAUCCCUGUAGUUCCUCUGAAUGAGGCCCAGGUUUGUGCUAGUUUGAAUGAGAGUGGCUACACUCUGAUCAGACUGGAGGUGUACACGCUGCCCCAGGACAUGAGGGUGGGGGUCGAUGAUGUCAGUGGGGUGUUCUUUGUGAAGGCAAGAAAGGAUUAA
This is a messenger RNA of Cheilinus undulatus (humphead wrasse), 822 nucleotides long. RefSeq names its product phenylethanolamine N-methyltransferase. Gene Ontology annotation, cellular component: cytosol. The record is from RefSeq and is a predicted model, not a curated record. NCBI's taxonomy places the organism in Eukaryota, Metazoa, Chordata, Actinopteri, Labriformes, Labridae. The transcript has 3 exons. Bases 1 to 822 code for a protein of 273 amino acids. Gene Ontology annotation, molecular function: phenylethanolamine N-methyltransferase activity.